Molecule: messenger RNA, 2874 nt
Organism: Manis javanica (Malayan pangolin)
Lineage: Eukaryota; Metazoa; Chordata; Mammalia; Pholidota; Manidae
Gene: CYSLTR1
Product: cysteinyl leukotriene receptor 1
Biological process (GO): G protein-coupled receptor signaling pathway
Cellular component (GO): plasma membrane
Molecular function (GO): leukotriene receptor activity
Source: RefSeq, a predicted model, not a curated record
CUUGUCUUUUCAAAGAAGCUUGCUUUAAGAGCAGGCACCCUGUGAGUGAAGUGUGUUUAAGGACCCUCAAGGGUAGUCAGAUUCACUGCACAGCUCAACAACAUCCAGAGGACAAGUAAAGUGGAUUUAUUGAAGACCUGGAGCUUGCUUCUGAGAGUCAAUACAAAAGGAUCCUAAACUGUCUAUCUUGACGUUGGCAGGUUAGGCAGCAUCUGAUAUUACAUCAUAAGAAGCACUGGCCACUAAUCAGGAACAUUCGUGAAGACUACUACAGUGCCAGAAAGAGGCACUAAGCAGACAUUCCUAGAGAAACAUGGAUGGAGUUGGAAAUCUGACAGUAUCUUCUGCCAGUAAUAAUACAUGCAAUGACACUAUUGAUGACUUCCGCAAUCAAGUAUAUUCCACCUUGUACUCUAUGAUCUCUGUUGCGGGCUUUUUUGGCAAUGGCUUUGUGCUUUAUGUUCUCAUAAAAACAUAUCAUGAGAAGUCAGCCUUCCAAGAAUACAUGAUUAAUUUAGCAGUAGCAGAUCUACUGUGCGUGUGUACACUGCCUCUCCGUGUGGUCUAUUAUGUUCACAAAGGUAUUUGGCUCUUCGGUGACUUUUUGUGCCGCCUCAGCACUUAUGCCUUGUAUGUCAACCUCUAUUGUAGCAUCUUCUUUAUGACAGCCAUGAGCUUUUUCCGCUGUAUUGCAAUUGUUUUCCCAGUCCAGAACAUUAAUUUGGUUACACAGAAAAAAGCUAGGUUUGUGUGUGUUAGCAUUUGGAUUUUUGUGAUUUUGACCAGUUCUCCAUUUUUAAUGUCCACAUCAUACAAAGAUGAGAAAAACAAUACCAAGUGCUUUGAGCCUCCACAGGACAAUCAAGCUAAAAAUUAUGUUUUGGUCUUGCAUUAUGUGUCAUUGUCUGUUGGAUUUAUUAUUCCUUUUGUUAUUAUAAUUGUCUGUUACACAAUGAUCAUUUUGACCUUACUAAAAAAUUCAAUGACGAAAAGCUUAUCAAGUCGUAAAAAGGCUAUAGGAAUGAUCAUAGUUGUGACAGCUGCCUUUCUGAUCAGCUUCAUGCCAUAUCAUAUUCAACGCACCAUCCACCUUCAUUUUUUACACAAUGAAACUAAACCCUGUGAUUCUGUCCUUAGAAUGCAAAAGUCAGUGGUCAUAACCUUGUCUCUGGCUGCAUCAAAUUGUUGCUUUGACCCUCUCCUAUAUUUCUUUUCAGGGGGAAACUUUAGGAAAAGGCUGUCUACAUUUAGAAAGCAUUCUUUGUCCACUGUAACUUAUGUACCCAAAAAGAAGGCCUCCUUGCCAGAAAAAGGAGAGGAAAUAGGUACAUAGUGCAAACCCAUCUCCAGUGCAAUUCAAUGAAAGGAGUUUUCCAGACAAGAAUUUUCUCAAAACAUUUACAAUAAAAAUAAGAAUUUCUAUUUAUAAUUCACAAAUAUUUGACUGAAUAUGCACCUAUAAAUCCAUCUCAUUUAGGCAUCCACAUUAUUAGACAUCCCAAAGAUGUUUUAAGUGUUAAAAAUUCAGUCCAGAACUAUGAACUAAAUUAUAAAUGGUUUUUUCAUCACCACAAGGUGGGGAAUAUUUGUAUCUUGGAACUAUAAAAAUGAGUCUGAGACCAACAUUUUCCCCCUGAAAUAAAAGCUUUACAAAGGAUAAAAACUAGCCUUUUAAAAUAUAAAGUUAGCAACUAAUUCUCAAUCAUCCUAACAUAUCCCUUGGCAUGCAUGACAUCAGAUGAGAAAUAGAAUGACCCAGGAACUACAUAAAAUGUAUUGUCACCCUCUUCUUUCAUAGUAUUGACUAGCCAGCCAAAAGUCAGGCCAUUUCUGCCAAAAGAGAAUGUGCAAGUGUUAGAAAGCCUAGUAUUCAGCCAAAAGGCCCUAAAAGCUCCAUGCAAUGUAAAAUCUGUAAAAUUAGGAAGAUAAAUCUGGUCAAAGGCCAGUUUGUCUCCAAUUUUCUUCUGCUCCUGCCUGAGGCGCCCAAAACAGAAUGAUGGAGUUUUUGUUGCACACUGAGGUUCUUAUAGGGAAUUCUCUCCCUACAUGACAUACAAUUCUUCAUCAAGAAAUCAGACAAGGCACUCCCAUAUAUAAACAGAAGUAAUUUAAAAUGUAUCUAAGCAAGGGAAAAUGGCUUACUUUUUUAUACGUUUAUUACUGGGAUCAAAAUGAACUACAAUCGGUUUCUGAGUAAAAAUUUUACUGUUGAUAUUAUAAAUGGUUUUAGGAAGUACUUAUAUUUAUACACAUGUGUAUAACUAUGUAUGUAAGGGAUUUUGCUGUAUGAUAUGCAUUUAUGAGUGGAAAUUAAUUAUAAACUGUAUUAGUGUUUUAUGUUUUUUACUUUUUUAUGUCAUGUUGACAGAUGUUUUUAUAUUGCAGUGAAAGCGUUCAUAAGACAGCAACAACUUGAUUAUGGUUGAUAUAUAAUAUUCCUGGGCAAGCUUUUGCACAAUUCCUUAGAAAAAAAAACUCAAAACAUAAAAAGUGAGGACUUCUAAGGCAUAGUAAAAACUUAUGAGAAUUUAUUCUUGUUUAAUAUACAUGAGAUUUGGCAAUAUCUAUGCUUUUACCCUAUACUAUUGUUACCUUGCUUGAGACAAAGUUCAAAUGCAAUAUUUAUCAUUAAAGUCAGUCCCCAGAUUUACUAAGCUUUCUGCUAUUUGGUAAAUAUAGUGUGGUAAAAAAGCAAUACAUUGGAAGCCAGAAGACCAGGAUGUUAAUUUGGUGAAACUAUGAGCAAGUGACAUAAAAUCUCAUCCUCAGCUUCCUCAUUUGUAAAAUGGGAAUAAAACUUGUCCUGCCUUUCUUACAGGGUGUUUUCUGAGACUCAAAUGUGAUCAUAACAUACAUAAAUACAAAAAUAUACAU